Molecule: messenger RNA, 5058 nt
Organism: Cladocopium goreaui
Lineage: Eukaryota; Dinophyceae; Suessiales; Symbiodiniaceae
Source: the annotation of a GenBank genome assembly
AUGGUCGAAGAUGAGUGGGCAGGGCUCAGUUUCCUGGGGCCGAAAGUUCUGAGCACAGCGGUUCAGCUGUAUGGACGUGCAUCUUCCUUUGCAAACGCAUUUGACACUGAACAUGAGGCACAAGAGGUUUUCAAGCAGUUAGCCGACUCAACAGGUCUUGAUGUUCAGCAUUUGACUGGUGAAGCUGCAGCACGGUUGAUGGAAUGGUCAGUAUCACAACAGUCUGUUUUCAAGCGUCAGAGACGUUCUGUUGCGGUUGAGCUCGAGUGCAGUUUGUUUGCAAAGAGGGCAGAUGCACCGGUUGAGGCCUCAGAUGCUUAUGAGUCCAUGGUCAAGGAUGAUCCAAAACAUACUUUAGAAGUUGCGAAACGUGUUUCAAAACAACGGAAGACUGCUGGUACAAAUAGGGCAGAGCUGGAAGAGUCGUUGAGGACUAAGUUUGCGAUGGAACUUGCAACAAUUGUCAGUGAAGCAGGGUUGCCAGUGGUUUAUCAGGUACAGCAGUUUGAUGACCCCAACAAAGCUUGGAAACGAAUUUUUGGGGCCCGCAGGGGUAAGACCUUGAGAAACAGGUUUCGUAGCUGGUGCAAAUACAGGCAAUGGCUUGUUGCAUAUGCUGGGAUCUUGUGGCCGCGUUCAGUUGCAGACUUGGUGAAUUACAUUGAGGAGUGCAUACAUUUUGGAUGUGCCCUGUCAAUACACACAGAGUUACAGGCAUCACUUGUGCUUCUGGAGAGGUGCGGCAGAGUUCCGGAGUGCAACCAGCUCUCCAUGGAUCCGACUUGGAAGGCACACUUGCAGAGCUGGAGUCAGGAGCUGAGCACAAACAGCAGGCCACGUGGUUCAGCACCACCAUACACUGUCUCAAUUCUUUUGGCACUUGAGUUGUUUGUCAUGGACGAUCAGAGGGAUUACUAUGCACGUGUCAUCGCAUGGACCAUUUUGGUUGCCACAUGGGGCUGCAUGCGAGUGGACGAUAUUCAAUGUGUGAUGCCGGAAACAAUGCGGCUUUCACCGAGAGGUUUUUCGGUCCGCAUGUCGCGCACCAAGACCACAGGGCCUGGUAAGAUCCAUGGGCAGGUCCAUGCCUUUGUCCACAGGAGUAUCACGCUCACUGGCCAUGACUGGAUGGAAGAAGGGUUACAACUUUUCAGACAUGAGAGUGCGAUUUUCCCGAGGGAUUACUUGGUGCCUGCACCCACAGCUGAUUGGCACGCAAUGAGGAAGAAGUUGGUGGAGCCACCACAGCUGGCCAACUAUUUUAGGAUGGUGCUUCAGAUGCUUGGUACUCCGAAGUUUGAGGAUGGCAAAUGGCGUGUGAACGCUAACAUGGAGCUUGUCCCUGCUGAGCUUUCACUGUUCUGGAAGGGGCAUAGUGCCAGGCAUUUUCUUCCCCAGGCAUCGGCGUCUAUUGGAUGUGACAAGCAUGACAGGGAUUUUCUUGGCAGGUGGUCCAUAGGGCGUGUCGGGUCCAAUGCAUACCUUUUGACAUCGCGCCAGAUCACUGAGAGAAUACAACAACAAGUCAUGCAGUCCUUCUACGGGGAGGGCGUCACGUACGAUGAGAAUGAGCUCCUGGACAAUCUGCGGGAGUUUGCCGAAAAGUCUGACUUGAGUGGACAGCGGGUCAGGCGCAGACACAAAAUGCUGCCAUUGGUCAAGGCAGAAGACAUGACCAGACUUGGUGACGAGGAAGAGUCAGAGGGGGAGGACCUGCAGCAGCAGGCUGAUGGGGAGCAACUGCUUCCCGACGACCCUGAUGAGGGCAUGACCUAUUUCGUCACUGUGUUUCAGAUUGACGUUUUUGCGCACCAGCGCAUCCACGGGAUGAACGUGCCCAAAGACUGGGCAGUGCUGGCACUGGCCUCGUACAUUUGGCAAGAGGCUGAUGUGUCCCUUGCCACACAACACACUUUGGCCCAGCACUACAAGACUAUGAAGGUCUUCAGUUCGAUGUGUGAUACAAAGGCUGAAGUGCGCGAGGCAUUGCGCACAGAUUUCCGUAUUGACCCAACAACAAGUCCUGAGACCAGGGCUGAUGUGGCCAAAGUUUUGACGGCGUGGGAGCUCUCACGCACCAUGACAGCAAAGGAGCAAGAACUUCAAGCUGAGACGAAGGUUUUGGGUAUGCCCCGCGUUUUGCAGCAUACGGAACGUCAAGCAAUGGUCAAGGCAGUUGAAGUGGUCUUGGGCAAAUUGCAGGACGUUGAGAUACCUAGCAAUGAAUACCUUGCUUUGAAGGUUGAGGAGUGCGAGGCGAACGAGCCUCAAGCCCUGGGGCUUGAUGAGAUUUCAUCCAGGGCUGACACAAGCUCUUCAGCCUUACAGACGUCCCUUGAUUCAUCAGGCCAUGUCCGGGUCACGAAGGUCAAGACCAAGGGUCGUCUUCCGGAGGACACAGAGUCCCUUCGCAAGGCGUUGAAGCUGGAGGCAGUCAGCUGGCUUUGCAUGUCAGCGAAGUUUCGAAACAAGACUUGGCUGCAUGGUCUUGAGCUGCAGCAUUGGUCGAAAUACACAGAGUACCUGCUUGGUGAGAAAGUUCUGGGCCUGAAGUUCAACGUUGAAGGCCAAUCACAUGCAGUCAAACCGCCUUGGGCUGUCAUCCUUAGCUAUGAGCAGAAGAUGCGGAAGGAAGUCUUCAAACUUGUCCAAGCUGGCACGCACACAGUAGCAGAAGGGUUGACUGCCGUCAUCAAGGACGCAGAGAUCAAGGAGGCCCACUUCACGGCACCGAUUGCACUGGGCGUUGGCUGGAACAAUCAACGGCCAUCAGCGCAGCCCAACAAAUGGCAGCGCACAAGCUCCAAAGGGAAGUCCAGUUUCAAAGGGGGUCCAACCAAAGGUGGCAAAGGCAAAGGCAAGUUUAGCAAGGGCUCCAGGGACUUCAAUGGCAAUAGUCUGGUAACCCACACACCGGACGGCAGAGAACUAGCCUUCACGGUUCACCGUGGGGACUGUUUGAAGGACGCGCUGCAAUCUUCGACGUAUGGCAUGGAUUGGAAUGAUGUUCCAGUUAAACAGAGCUUUAGGCAAAGACUGAAGGAAAUCUUUGGUGAGUUGAAAUACCUGUGGUAUUCAUUUGAUGAUGCGGCUGGAGCCCAAGACCUUUUACAAGGUAUUUUGACAGAGACGGAGUGGGCUGACUUUGGACAGGUGAGCGUUGAGGGACUGACCGCAUGGCAUACUAAGUAUGGACCACAGGUCAAGAGGCAGCGUAUCCUUGACAGAGAGUUGAGUUUCGAGUUCUGUGCACAUCCCAAACGGGAUACAGUAGGCACCAUACAGGAGACUUUUGAGCAGAUCAUGAAGGAAGAUCCUCGUUUCAUGCUGGACACUGUGAAACGUACCCAGCGUAGGUCUUCAACUGGGGAAGGACCGGAGACGAGAGCGGCCAAAGAACAGCAUGAGAGAGACAGAUAUGCAUUGGAGUUGGCAGGUAUUUUACAGGAAGCCGUUCUGCCGGUGAGUCUCCAGAUCGAGGCACUUCAGGAUCCGAACAAGGCUUGGCUACGACUGUUUGGAGCGAGGCGGUCAAAGACCUUGAGAAACAGAUACAGGUCAUGGAACCGCUUUCGCACAUGGCUAGUAGCAUAUUCAGGUAAGACUUGGCCAGGUGGUUUGGAUGUCUUGAUACACUACGUUGAGGAGCACAUUCAAAAUGGAGUGACAUUCAGUUUUAUUUCAGAAUUCCAGGCGGCACUGGUGGUGUUAGAACAGGCUGGACGGAUACCGGAAGGUAAACAGCUGUCGCGGGAUCCCUUGUGGAAGGCACAUGUUGAAAGCUGGAAACAGGAACUGGCAACGAACACGUUCCCAAUGGCUGCAAAGCCUUACACAACAGCGAUUUUGUUGGCACUUGAGCUGUUUGUCAUUGAGAUGGACCAUGAGUUCUGUCUGCGGCUAAUUGCAUGGUGUAUGUUGGUUUCAACUUGGGCUGCAAUGAGAGUUGACGAUUUACAGAAUGUUAUGCCGGAAUCUGUCAGGCUUAGCAACCGUGGCUUGACACUUAGGAUGGCCAGGACGAAGACUACUGGAGGUGCCAAGUUGCAUGGGCCUAUUUGUGCAUUUGUGGCCAGAGACAUUUCGAUUUCUGGAUAUGACUGGCUUAUCGAAGGUUUUCAGAUGUUGCAACGUGAGGAUCUCAUGUUUCCCAGGGACUAUUUUAUCCCAACACCGGGUAAAGACUGGACCGUAUUUAAGAACAAGAUUUUGGAACCACCUUCAAUGGCAAACUAUUUCAGGAUCGUUUUGGGAAAAUUGGGAACGCCACGCUUCCAAGAUGGAUUCUGGCGACAGAACAAGGCAAUGGACUUGGUGCCAGGGGCUAUGUUGCUUUUCUGGUCAGGCCAUAGCCCACGUCAUUUUCUGACACAGGCGGCGGCAUCGUUAGGAGUGGACAAGACUAAGCGGGACUUCCUUGGAAGAUGGUCAAUAGGAAGAACUGGAAGUAAUGCGUACUUGCAUACAUCACGUCAAGUGGUGGAAGAGGUUCAACACCUGGUCAGAGACUCAAUUGUGUUGGGAGCCCCAGCGUUGGAUGAGUCAGAGUUGUUGGAGGAUGUCAUGCAUUUUGCAGACAAACAUGAGUUGGUAGGACAGAGGGUCAGGAGACGUCACACUCAUGACUACAAGAGGGCCAAUGCUGGUGAAGUUUUCAACACAUUUGAUUCAGAUGUCGAACAGGUAGACGUCCAGGAGACACAACAGGUCAUGGAGGCAGUGCAACGAGAGGCAGGUGAGAAUUCAACUCAUUCGGGCUAUUUCAUCACGACGUCGAGGAGGACAGGUUUCAGAAGAUUACACAUGCAUGGCAAAUGUCCGGUGCGCUCAGACAGAUGCAUCGACAGCACUGAUGUUGACAAUGUUCAAGAUGCAGCAUAUGAUGCUAUUUGCAAGAUUUGUCAACGUAAGAUUUCAGAAGAGUUGGGUCGUAUGACAGCUGACCAUGAUGUUUCAAGCGAUUCAGGUGAUUCGUCCUCUACGAACACUUCCGGAGACGAGGCCGAAGCUGAAGAGGCCGAGGCUGGAGAGGCAUCAGAGUGGCAGCCUUUGAUUUAG